Molecule: messenger RNA, 303 nt
Organism: Coffea arabica (coffee)
Lineage: Eukaryota; Viridiplantae; Streptophyta; Magnoliopsida; Gentianales; Rubiaceae
Product: small ribosomal subunit protein eS24z-like
Biological process (GO): translation
Cellular component (GO): ribosome
Molecular function (GO): structural constituent of ribosome
Source: RefSeq, a predicted model, not a curated record
AUGGCGGACAAGGCAGUGACUAUUCGUACUAGGAAGUUCAUGACCAAUCGUCUUCUUUCCAGAAAACAAUUCGUCAUUGAUAGAACGCAUCCUGGAAGUCCUAAUUUUUCCAAGGCUGAGUUGAAGGAGAAAUUGGCUAGGAUGUAUGAUGUGAAGGACCCAAAUGCCAUCUUUGUUUUCAAGUCCAGGACGCAUUGUGCAGAGAAUGCUAAGAAAUAUGAGCCCAAAUAUCGGCUUAUCAGGAAUGGCCUGGAUACUGUACUGGACCUGCCCAACAAGGGACGGAUUCAAGACAGAAAUUGA